AUGGAUAGUCUCUUUCCGUACGCACUGAGGCGUAAGAUGACUAUGCUUGUAUGCACCACACUAACCGAUGAGUACGAGCUUGACUUGGGAGCAAAGACUCAGCCACCUGUCAACAUCGAUGAUCUUCUCUUCAGUACCUAUCAUCUCAUGGCUGUCAGCAAAGUGCAAUUCGCCACGGUACGGUGUCGACACCAGCAUAGUACAUUGCGAAAGAUGAUGACUUCAACAUCUGCGCGCCCUGGAACGCUUAUCGAGUCCUCUGGAUACAUGAGAAGCAAUGACUCGCUGAAAUGGAAGGAUGUCGAACUCUAUAUGGUGAAACACCCGGAAGAUCCGAAUUGUCAGAUGCUGCUCAUGCGAGUCAAGCAUAGGUUAAACAAGGGCAGGAGAAACCGGGGUGUCCCACCAGUCUACACAUACACCGAGCGGAAUGAUAACCUUGGCCUUUGCGUUAUCCAAGACAUACUGGAAUAUGCUUUUCUUGACAACGCUUUUGCCACCCAUCGACUCAGCACCCCGAUCCACUUCAAAGAGAGCAUGAAGGAAAUUCCAAUAUUUCGUCGCCCUGUGAAAGAUUCUGAGGGAAGGUGGAUCACUCAUCCCGCACUAGCUUACCAAUAUGAUCGAGCAGAGGAAUAUGAGAUCGCCACCAGCAGGUCGGCAGGUUUAAAGACUCCUGGCUCUCUGUACAAAUACCGGAAAGGGGCUGCAGCUAACUUGAGACAUCUCGAUGAGCACUCUCGGAAUAUUAUCAUGGGCCACAAGAGAAGUGGUAAAUUCGCCUACUAUGUCCAGGUCCAGGAUGAUACCCAAUCUGCCUUCAUGGAAACCCCUGCAAGAACUUCUUUAAUCAAGCUCGCUACCAAUUCAAGUUUGACUCGUGAUGCAUCCGUACCGCAAGAUCUGAGCGAUCAGCAAAAGCAAGAACUUGAGAAGAAUCCCGACCUCACUAAUCUAUACAGGGAGUUCCAAAAGGCUAAGCACAAAGUCAGAGCGGAAAGAAAGAAGCUGCAUAAGGCCGCCAAGGAGAAACAAUAUGAAGAAUUUUUUGAAGGCGUCGAAAAUCACAUCAUUGAAGGCAACUAUCAGGGCCAGCCAAUUACUUUUGAGCCAGACACCUCACAUGUGGUACCGGAGAGAAGAGCUCUUGCAGACCUCGAGUUUAAGAACAGAGAUGUGGACAAAGUCAAUGACGCCGAGCUGGUGGAGGACCGGAUCCAAUCCCUGGAGAUGCGCCUGGCUCUCCACAACCUCGACCUGCCAAGAGUUUUGCAGAAAAGAAUCCGUUUCGAUGAAGCUUCCGCUGAUUUGGUCGCUGAGAAACCCUUUUCCCCUAAAGAGUGA
Molecule: messenger RNA, 1344 nt
Organism: Aspergillus fischeri NRRL 181
Lineage: Eukaryota; Fungi; Ascomycota; Eurotiomycetes; Eurotiales; Aspergillaceae
Product: FluG domain protein
Exons: 6
Coding region: 1-1344 (447 amino acids)
Source: RefSeq, a predicted model, not a curated record